Molecule: messenger RNA, 2920 nt
Organism: Mizuhopecten yessoensis (Yesso scallop)
Lineage: Eukaryota; Metazoa; Mollusca; Bivalvia; Pectinida; Pectinidae
Product: cilia- and flagella-associated protein 53-like
Exons: 7
Coding region: 212-1762 (516 amino acids)
Source: RefSeq, a predicted model, not a curated record
GGCAACGUGACGUCACAUCUUCGAAACGUAAAUACUUUGGGCAAAAUGGAUUGACAGUAAUAAUAAGUAAACAACGGGAGGCCAAAAGAACAGGGAUAUCUGGUCAAUUUCAUCGAAGACUAAGACCAGAGGAUAACUGUGGCAGCACAACGAGCGUAUAUUACGCUCUAGAUUGUCUUAUAUAACUAAAAAUCAAACGUUAGCUUUGAAGAUGAUGGUCUCACAGAGAACCCGUAGGACCCGGGAGUUCACUGGACCUACCCCUCACUCCGUCGCUAUCCGAGCAAGGCCUCCAAAUGUUCGUCCACCAGAGCACCUCAUCCUAGAGAGGAGAAAGAAGGAAGAAAUGCUUCAAGAGUAUAAGAAAAACACACAGUACAUGGAAUUCAAUGAUUUGAAAAAUGAAUGGGAGAGAUUUACCGACAGAAAAAUCAAGAUCAAUACAACCAUGCGAAGAGUUGAUGGUCUAAUGUUAGCUAACCAGUUUAAUGUAGAAGACCGAAGGGAAAGGUUAAGAACCAUGCUCCAACAAGAAGAAGCAGCCUAUUUACGUGAAAUGGACGAAAAAGAGGAAACAGUAUUAGAGAGACAAGCCAAAAUGAGAGAACGGGCAAAAUACUUAAAGGACAGGCGGGAAUCAGAGCGGCUGGAAUAUGUACAGGAAAAAUAUGACCAACAGUUCAGAAACCAGUGUGAGGAGCUGAGGUCAACACUGUCCAAACGUCAGCAGGAUGAAGUAUGUGCCGAGAGACUUGAACAGCUCAAGAUUAAGGAUGUGAUGGAUAGAGAGAGGAUGGAAGAGGAUCAAAUGUAUGCCAGACUGUGGGAGGAAGACAGACAGAAGAAGGCAGAUAGGGAAGAACGAGAUGCAAAGGCAGCACAGGAGAGGAACAUAGAAACUCUGAGUACACUCAGGACACAAAUGGCCUCCCUGGAGGAGAAGAAAGAAACAGCCCUCAGACUGAAGGAAGAGGAAGCCCAGUUGUUGAGGGAACAGGCGGCUCUGAGACAGCUGGAGGAACAGAGAAAUCGCGAGGAAAAGCUCCGAUUACAACAAGAAACACGAGACAUGUUAGAUUUGUCUCUCAAACUGAAGAUGAAGAAGAGGGCCAAGGCAGAACAGGAACAGUUGGCCUUUGACCUCAAGAUCCUUGAGCAACUUCUGGAGGAAUCUAGGAAUGAGGCCAUGGAACAGCUCCAACGAAAGAGAGAACUGCGAGAGGAGGAUAAACGUUAUCGUGAAUAUUUGCGUAACUUGAUGGAGGAGGAGAAGGUAAAGGAGGUCGAACUUGAGCGACUCAUCAAUGAGGAGGUCGAGAAAAUGUGGCAAAAACGACUCGACCAAUGGCGAUUGGAGAGACAGGCACGCAAGAAGUUAAUGGAAGAUGUUCUUCAUGUCAGAGCUCAACAAAUCCAGGAUAGACUGAUGACCAAUGACCGAAAACAGAGAGAAGCUGAAAUGGAACGUCAAGAACUUCUACGAACGAUUGAAGAAAAUAAGAUUCUUGAACAACAGAAGAUGGAAAAGAACUGGAAUAAAAAUCGUUCAUACCAACAGGAUCUUCGCGGUCAAAUCACGUACAACAACCAACUCCGCGAACUUGAAUUUCAACGUGAGGAUGAGGAAUUUAUCCUGGGCAUGCAAGCAGAACGAGAGUACCAGGCUCGUCUUAAGGACUGUCUGGACAGUCCGGAAUAUGACAAACUUCACCCGAUGCGUAGAGCAAUGGCGGCUCGGAGUGCUCAGCAAAGCCGUCAUUGAUUGGUAGCCAAAUCUCUUAUACAUUAUCUUGACAAAUAUUUCAAACAGAUCAAAUUUGAAUUAUUGGUCCAUUUUUAUGUUUGAAUUUUAUGAUAUAUGUAGAAGGUUUUCAAUCUGUAUUUGCCUUCUACGAAGAACAAAUGAAAUCGGCCAAUCCAAGUUUUUUGAAAUGUAAAUUAUUAUACAUGUACAUAUGUAAAUCUAAAUGCAUGUAUUUUUUUAACGGAUUAUCAAUGGCGAAUGGGAUGUUAUUAAAAAGUCAACAUGAAACAUUCGUUAAAGAUCUUUUCUAUUACCCGGUAAAAUAAGGAAUAUUCCAAUUAAAGAGAAGAUGUCACCAAAAUCUGUUGACAAUAUCUGCCUUGUAUGGAAGUCUUUCUGAUAUAGUGUUAUUCUAUAAAGAGCUUUCCCAUAAACAAAUCUUCAAUUUUGACCUACACAUUUGAUCCAACAUGCUGUGGAAAGGUAUUAACUUGAAAAAGACAAUUUUGUUACUUUUAAUGUAAUCAGAAACAAAAUUUAUUUCAACCUAAACAUCACCUUUUUAAGAGAUUAACCCAUAUUUUUUUUUCAUUCAAAUUGCUGGUAUAAAAGAAUUUCCACAUUAAUUUUAUUUUUUUAAUGAAUAUGGAGCUUAUUCAUUGAUGUAUAGAAAUGUACUCUUUUUUAAAUAUUACACUGUGAUGCGAUAGCUCAGGUGUAGACAUCAUGAUUGACUAAAUAUAUAUUUACUUAUUGCAUUCAAGUUGAUAAUGAAAAACAAAAUUUGUUUGAAUCAUUAUUAAAAUAUUUAACAAUCUGAUGCUUUUAUAUAUAAGAUAAAAAUCAUGUCAUGGAAUGAAAACUAGAAUGAUUUUAUAAAUGAUAUAACAAUUGAGAUUUCUUUUUAAACCAGAUAAUAAUUAUUUAGUUGCUAGAGGUGGAGAGGAAGACAAAUAUAUUUUGGUUUUUAUUGAAAUUUAAUCAUUUGUUGGCUCAUUAACAGUAAUGACUGCAGUGAAGAGCGAAAUUAAUUUCGAGAAAAUGGAUCUGAAGAUUUUUAGAGUGUGUGGUCAUCUCUAAAGGAAGUUGACAUUUUCUGCAUAAAAUUUAUUUCUAAAACCCUUUCAGAUGGACAAUAUAAACUUUGUAUCAUAGUUAAAUAAAUGUUAAACGUUA